Messenger RNA from Hemicordylus capensis (graceful crag lizard), 5081 nucleotides. RefSeq names its product sialidase-3-like. Gene Ontology annotation, cellular component: cytoplasm; lysosome; membrane. Lineage: Eukaryota; Metazoa; Chordata; Lepidosauria; Squamata; Cordylidae. Gene Ontology annotation, biological process: oligosaccharide catabolic process; ganglioside catabolic process. The transcript is spliced from 4 exons. The coding region runs from base 610 to 1881 and encodes 423 amino acids. Gene Ontology annotation, molecular function: exo-alpha-sialidase activity. The record is from RefSeq and is a predicted model, not a curated record.
AGUCGCCGUGCGUGCCUUGUGCUUGGAACUGGCACGAAAACGCGGGAUAUAUCCCGCAGUGUAUUAUGGCCCAGCUGGAAACGCGCUGAGGAUCUCGGGCAUGGGGCAGAGCAUGUGCGUUUCAUGAAGUGUGGGGAGUCGAGGAAUGCCCCUCUUCGCAGAAGAGCAAGACCUCAGCAGCAGAGCGAAAGUGCUUCCGGUGUGGGAUACCCGAGCUCAGGGGAUCAGGAGAUGGAGGGACUCCUCCUGAAAGGGGGUACAAGAGGAAUUCGAGGGAGUCAUGGAGGAGGAGGAGGAGUUCAGUGAACAAGUAAAACCUUGGAAACCCCGUUUAAAGGCGGGAUUCCCGGAGCGCAGCAGCCCGUCUCUCUCUCUCUGCGCUUCUCCGCUCUUUGCCAAGCGGUAGAGCCCGCCGGUGUCUGGGGCGGGCUGCCAGCCCCUAGUCCCGUCUCCUUUCCAGUCCUGGCUGGGGCCUGAUCCUGCCCACGUCGCGGAGGAGGAGGAGGAGUCCCCUGGCUGGCGGCGCUGACGCCGACUUCCCCUGCGCGCCCGCGCCGACUCGCCGAGGAAUCUGCUGCACGCGCGAAUCUUCCUCUGCUCCCAGGAACCAUGACUGAGGCUCGCGUUGGUUCUGGAAAGGUGACUCUUUUCUGCCAGAACAAGCAAGAGAGCCUCUUCUACCGCAUUCCAGCACUGCUGUACCUGGCCCCGGAGUCCACGUUUCUGGCGUUUGCAGAGGAGCGCUCAUCACUCAGGGAUGAAGACGCCAAGUUUCUGGUGAUGAGACGAGGGCUGAAGAAAGGGACCUCUGUCCAGUGGGGUCCUCAGGCGCCCCUGAUGACUGCCGCGCUGCCCUGCUACCGCACCAUGAGCCCUUGCCCGGUAUAUGAGAAGAAGAGUGGCACGGUUUUCCUGUUCUUUAUCUGUGUGUUGGACCACAUCACAACACAGUGCCAGAUUCUGAGAGGGAAGAACGCUGCCCGGCUGUGCUACGUCUUUAGCCGAGAUGGAGGCCGCACCUGGAGCAAGACGACGGACCUGACGGAGGAGGUGAUUGGAGAGGACUUGGUCAACUGGGCCACCUUUGCUGUUGGGCCCGGCCACGGGGUGCAGUUGAGCUCUGGGCGCCUGGUGAUUCCGGCGUACGCCUACUGCAUCCACAAGCGUUGCUUCUGUUGCUCCUUCUGCUGCAUCAAGCCUCACUGCUUCACUUUCUACAGCGAUGACGGGGGACAGAAUUGGGCCCAGGGCCAGCUCCUUGAGAGCUUGAAGACAACAGAGUGCCAAAUUGCUGAGGUGACCCUCCAGGAUAAAAGCCACAUUUUAUACCUCAGUGCCCGUAAUUCAGAUCGGGACCAUUGCCGGGGUGAAGCCUUCAGCAAGGACAACGGAGUCCAGUUUGAGCGGCCUGUCCUAUGCAGGGAGCUGUCUGAGCCACCACAUGGAUGCCAGGGUAGCAUCGUGAGUUUUACCCCUGUGCUGGGGCCCUCAGGGCCGGGCCAGCAGGAAGGAGCAGGCAAUCUGACUCAUCUGCAGGGCAUCCAUUCCUCCUUGGCCUCCCUCAAGAAUUCCACGUCAUGGCUGGUUUUCUCCCAUCCUACCAGCAAAUGCAAACGCCUGGAUCUGGGCAUCUACUUGAAUGCUUCCCCACUGGAGAAGGGAUCCUGGAGAGCUCCCUGGUUGCUGUACAAAGGGCCCAGCGGUUACUCAGACCUGGCCGUGUGUGAGGAGGAGAAGCCGCUGCUGUUCAGUUGCUUGUUUGAGUGCGGCGUGUCCAGCGAAUGUGAGGAGAUCUCCUUCCAACUCUUCACGGAUGCUGAGCUCCUGAGGAAUGUGGAGGAAGGGGUUCCUGCCCUCAGAAGCCCAGCUGCCCUAAACUAAGCUCAAGGAUAUUCCGUGCCCUAGAACUAGGGCCCAAGUUUCUUGGGGGAAAGUGUUACACUUUAUUGGGGUCUAGGCGGGCCUGAACGGAGCUACAAGCCCAAUACCAUGAGGAAAGAAUUGGGGCUAAAUUUUAGGUCAUGCAAACUCCACCCCCACCCCCGUAUUUGUACCGUAUGUCCUGAUCUUGUACAGAGAUUUGCUGGAGAUCAUAAUCCUGUUCACAUGUUGCAUUCAACACCUGUACUAUCUGUAUACAGUGGACACAUGUACGGUUAUUCAAACAUCAUGUUCAGCACAUGUACUAGAUUCAGCUUCCUCUCUGUACCCUGCAUUUGAAGGGGGCUGUUCCCAGGUUCACUUCUUAAAUGAACACAUUCACACAGAAAAGGGUACAUGUAAACAAACAUCCAAACCCAGGUGCAAGUUAAUGUCUGAAUACAGUUUCUGAAUAGGGCUAAUCAGAAAGAGAUUGAGGAUAGACCAAGCUAAAUUGAAGGGCAGAACUGCGUAGAGAUUGUUGAUUUGGGUGGUAUAACAAUGCUAUAAAUAAUUCUGACAGUAACUACUUGCCCAGGCCCUCUAGGUGAGGGAAAGCCAUGUGUUAUCGUAUAUGGGACAUGCUCUCUUAAAAAUUACCAGUGUCCAGAGGGCCUUUGUUGCUUGACUAAGUGUUCUCUUGAAAUCUGGUUCCUGGCAAGAUGUGUUAGAACCCUCUGUAGCACACUGUGACACAUUAGCACACCAUUUUGAGAGUAACAUCUCUCGCAUUCACCAGGAGUUGGACUCUACAGCUGAUGCAGUGUCAUUGGGAGGGUGUCCAGAGUACCACCUGGUCCAGUUUUGCUGGAAGAGUUUCAAUUUUUCGUGCCUGAGGAUGUGCACAAGGUGUUCAUUCAAGUUUGACGUACCACGUGCGUGUUUGACCCUUGACCUUCAUGGCUUAUUAAACCUAGUACGGAGCAGUGUUCCCUCUAACAGGGAUUACCAGAUAUUGUUGACUACAACUCCCAUAACCCCCAAGCAAAGGCUAUUGCAGCUGGGGAUGCUGGGAGUUGUAGUCAGCAGCAUCUGGGAAUCUGUGUUAGAGGGAACACUGGACCCAAGGGUUAGAAGCCUGCACUGUUGAUAGGAGUCACUGACCCCAGAAGAUAUGUGAGCCAAUAGCCUCCAGUCUCCAGAGGGCAUUCAAGAAACUGACCAGGUGCCAGAGGCAGGGAACAGGGUGACUGGACGAGUGCCUGUCCCUUGUGUGUAAUUUAAUUGAUAUACCACAUCGCUGCCACACUACUGUGUUUGGCUAUAAACACAAUAAUAAUAAUAAUUUAGUAAUUACACUGUAUUUGUUAGCCAUCCCAUAACAAAUUGUUUUCUGGGCAGCUCACAACACAGCAUUAAAACAUCCAAUAAAAAUGCAUAAAACACAUCAAAUCACCACACACACAAAUACAAUUAAAAACAAUUUAAAAACUUCUUUUUUAAAGAAAAAAAAAUCAAUUUUAAAAAGCCUGAGUGAACACCUGGCAUUUAAAAGAACAAAGUGAUGACACCAGGCCAAGCUCACUGGGGAGGCUGUUCCAUAAACGGUGCUACCACCCAAAAGACCUCCCUAGUAGGUACCUGCCUUACCCUGCCUCAGAGCAGGGCCUCUAAAGGAGAUCUUAAGGUUUAGGUUGGGACAUAUGGGGCAAGAUAUUCACUCAGGUUAACUGGUCCCAAGCCAUUGAGGACUUUAAAGGUUAAAACCAGCACUAAAGCAGAAACUAAACAAAGCUAUAGGACACCAAUUGUCCAUUUGGUUUUCAAGACAAGGCCGUUCCUGUAAAUGUCUCAGACUCAGAACAGUCAAGGGAUUGUUGGGGGUGCUUUGAAAGGUGCUUUACACCAGCCCCAGAGAAAGAAUACUUGGAUGGCUGCUGUUUCUAACAACCAACAGGUCUUCCUACCAGCCUACCUCAUUGUCGAGUGCAGAAAACCUGUGGCGAACACAGCCUUACGCUAAUAAGUACAAAGAGAGACCUAGUGGCCAAUAGUUCCAGGUUUCCCUCAACUGUGGUUUUAGCUCAGGAAUUUUAGGCCAUGUUUGAUCAGCCAGCUCCUGUGACCAAUAUGAGAGCUUUGGCCAGAACUGUUACGUAUUCCUCACCUUCUGCUUUUGUAUUUUAAAGAAAAAAACUUUCUAAAAAUGGAUGGUGAUGCUCUCAUCAGCUUUGGGAGCAAAUAGCCAUGUGAGAUAUCUCCAACCUUUGAUGGAACCACAUGUGGACUCUAAAGGUUCCAUCUACGUAUCAAAGCAUUUUUAAUGGAGCCCGUUUAAUGGAAUCCACUGGAGCUGCUGGUAUGGGUGCUUCUGCCACCAUCUUGGAUGCCAUGAGUCUGGCUCAAAUGUGUGCUCCCUAAGCGAACAUCUGCUCUACAACUUGAUAUCUGGUUUUUGCCAGUUAGUUUUAACUGCCAUGGCCUGCCCCCACAAAUCCUGGAAAUUCUGCUUUCAUGAGGAUGCUGAGAAUGCUCUGUCAGAUUAAUCCUUAGUCCCCCAUGCAGAACUACAGUUUCCAGAUUUCUCUGGAAGAGGGAGAUUGCUGUUAACUGGUUUUAAGUCUGGUGUAGAUUAGCCUUAAAGCCAAAUGCAUUGGAAAGUAUACCUAUCUUUGGGUUGGUAUCUGGUGCCAUCACUGGGAUUUCCCCUUCCCUCCUUAUCCAAUGAUUUCCAAUACUGUCCAGCCUUGAAAGACUGAAUGUUCCUGAGUCGCAGGUUUGCAAGAAAUGUCAGUUUCCCUCUAUGUGGGGCUGCCUUUGUACGUAGUCCGGAAACAGCAGUUAGUCCAGAAUGCGGAAGCCAGGUUGGUCUCUGGAUCAUCUUGGAGAGACCAUAUCACUCCUAUCUUAAAAGAUCUACACUAGCUGCUGAUGAAUUUCCAAGCAAAAUACAAGGUUUGGGUUAUCCUCUCUAAUAAAACGCUUGGUGUCCGUGCCUCCCUGGCCUGUUCUGGGCAUGCGUGGAGUGCAUGCCCAGUUCGGCCGAGACAAAAACGGACACAGCCACCAGGCAGCCAUCUUGGAGGCUUCGCCCGGCCGCGGAAAGGACAGAAGCGGCCGCCGCGAAGCCAGGGAAGAGGAGGUGGGGGAAAUUGGCCGAGGCGGCGGCAGAGCCGGCCCAUGUCAGUUGGGGGGGAAAAGUCCUUAAUUGAAGAGGGAGA